Messenger RNA from Leptopilina boulardi, 834 nucleotides. RefSeq names its product COP9 signalosome complex subunit 8 (gene CSN8). Bases 127 to 687 code for a protein of 186 amino acids. The transcript is spliced from 4 exons. Gene Ontology annotation, cellular component: COP9 signalosome. NCBI's taxonomy places the organism in Eukaryota, Metazoa, Arthropoda, Insecta, Hymenoptera, Figitidae. The record is from RefSeq and is a predicted model, not a curated record. Gene Ontology annotation, biological process: protein deneddylation; COP9 signalosome assembly.
GAGAACAGGUCUUAAAGUUUUUGUAUUAUUGUUAAUUUUGACAAUUCUUUUUAGGUGUUUCCGACAAUUUCAAAUUUGUAUAAUUGUCGUUUAGUUUAUAAUUAAUAAUAGAAUAACAAUUACAUUAUGGUUCUAAGUAAAAUAAAUGGCGUGCUUAGAGAACUUGAAAGAGCCGAAUUAGAGGCAGAAGAUGGAGUCGUGAGUUCACAAGUUUAUACUCGAUUACUAGCAAUAUACCUAUAUCAAAAUGAAUUGUGUUAUGCCAAGUAUUUGUGGAAGAGAAUUCCAGAUAAUGUAAAAAGCAACAGUGCUGAAUUAUGUCAUGUUUGGACUGUUGGUCAGCAUAUGUGGAAAAGAGAUUGGCCUGCUGUUCAUGCUGCUCUUAAUGUAAAUUGGAGCGAAGACGUGAUUGAAGUCAUGAACGCUCUUAAAGAAAAUGUCCGUGAACGUGCCAUGGUACUUGUAUCGGAAGCAUAUUCAUCUUUGCAUGUGGAUGUCUUGGCUGGAAUGACGGGUCUUUCUGGAGAACAAACUCAGAAGGCAGCCCUUGAAAGAGGCUGGGCUGUAGAUGGAUCUAUGAUUCAACCUAGAAAACUCGACAGAGAACAAAGCACACCGGCACAAGAAGCUCUUACUGAAGAACAACUAUAUAAGCUGACACAAUUUGUAUCUUUUCUUGAGAACUAAACGACUAAAAUCAUUAAUUGAAAAAAGAAAUGUGUUUAAAAUUUAACAACAACGAUAAAUCACACAUCUAUAUUUUUAUGGUUUCAUGAAACAAAUUUAGAAGUUUUUCUAAUAUUUUUUCAUGUAAUUGUUAUUUUUAAGGAUGUU